Molecule: messenger RNA, 6161 nt
Organism: Bombus pyrosoma
Lineage: Eukaryota; Metazoa; Arthropoda; Insecta; Hymenoptera; Apidae
Product: low density lipoprotein receptor adapter protein 1-B-like
Exons: 7
Coding region: 3341-4252 (303 amino acids)
Source: RefSeq, a predicted model, not a curated record
GAGUGAAGCGGCAAAGUCGAGUAAGAGGCAGACAGAAUUCACAGACGGCUCGUCGUAUCCCGAUGUAAACCAGGAGACGGCAUUUCGAGCUCGUUCGUUCACGCACGAGGGCGGUUUUUCUUCGAGGUCUUCGAUCGAGCUUCGUGAUCGGCGAUCGUAACGAGCUACCCGACCAUCGCGCACGGCUAACGGCAAUCGAUCGAAACGACCACGAGACCACGGAAUCACGACAAGCAUGCCGUUCUUCAAGAAGCUUAGGAGAUUCUCCAGGCACAAAACUUUGUUUCCAGUCCGUCGUUUUCCAGCGGAUAAAUAGAGCUUUAUGCUGACAAGCGAUGUGCGAUAUUUCUUCCGCACUGCAAAAGAAGAUUCCUGACGAGAUUACAAAUCACAUCUUCGCUAUGGUUCUCGAUCUCGCGAGCCGCCACAGAAUUAUCCUCGCGCACAUCCUACGUAUCUCUGGAUUAUUUCUCCCCGGCGAAUGUGCGUUUCCAUUGAAAAUUGCUCGGUACUUUCAUCGUGAAACGAGGGGAAAACUGGCCUGCGAUGGUGAUCGAUGACUUCUUCUCCGUGAGACGUCGGAAAGGAGAGAAAAGUCGCAAGAGCUCGACCUACCUUCGACCAGGAAACGAACGAUUGUUCCCACCACGAUUUCGUGUUAGAAAUUUUAAGGGCGCUAACCGUCAACGACCUUCUUCCGAGCUUACACGCUUAUUUCUAUCUUCAGAUACACGUCGUUUACGCUCUUGCGAUAUAUCUACAUUCUUCACGGCAAGUCUGCGCUUUUUGCCAGCUUGAAAAAACUAUGGCAAAUAUUAAGGCAAGAUUAAAAUCGAUUUAUCAAGGGCAAAAUCUACUUACGCGCGAUGCCAUCGUACCUACGUGAUGUAAAUUGAAAUUCACUUGGAAAAUAAAUGCGAGGGAUGGUGCGCGUUCGCGGAUAUCGAAUCUGGAGAGCCGGUGGCAACCGAGAGGAAUGUCAAUUAUGUAAAUUUCUCCGAGGAGCAAAGCGGAAUCGUAAAAAGCGAAAGAACGCGCUGUAUGCUACUAGCCAAGCUGCGCUAUACGUGUACGACGAUCUUCUUAUAUCUAUUGUAAUCCAAAAUGUCAGUCGGCAUGUUCGUAAGUUUGCGGACACCAAGCAUGGAUAAGAGAACAGCUGGCUCGACUACGUUCUGUACUCGCGAGACAGGGAAACAACGCUAUUGACCGCGUCCCCCUGACGUUCUCUAUCCCUCGAGAAAUUACUCGAUCUUCAUGCGCGGCUUUUGCCUUUCUCUCACCUCUACCUCCAUUUUCCAGGGUAAAGCAUUCGUUGCUUUCCACGAGAUUUACGACUUUUUCGUGGCUUUUCAAGAUCCGCGUCCUAGGAAAGAUUCAACUCGCGAAGCAAAGGGAAAUGUGGCUAUCCUCGUCCGAGUGCGUUUCCACUUUUUCUCCGUUGCUCGGCCGCCUGUUCACGCUUUAACGAAGAAGAAUGACGAACAUGGUCUGCGUCGAGCAAGGGCAAGCGAAUUUUUUAACCAGUACCUACAGACGAUGAAUUAUCGCGUACAUUUGAUCGCCGAUUAUUUUGAAACGCUUUCAACGGACGAUCCUUUCAUAAAACGCUCCUCUAUCCUCUAUGAGCUUCGGAAAUUUUCAUUUCUACUUUCCAUCUUGCAGACUAAAUGGAAAUUUUAUACUUGGCUACUGGUAUUUUUGAGAAGAAAAAAAAAAAAAAAAUAAAAUGAUAUUGAGCGAUUUUCGACAAUGUUCGAUAUGUAAAGGUAGAACGUCGAUGAAAUUUCGCGAUCUUGAAGCAAUCAAGUUUGAGUCGACUAGCACUAGCUAAAAAAAAGAGAUUAAACGAUUUUCGAUAAUGCUCGAUGAGGGGAGGUAGAGAAUCGUUGAAACGAUCUCGAAAAAACCAAGUCCGCCGUUAGUUGGAAAUAUCGAACAUCGCUCUCACGAAAGAAGCUUCUCUCCAGCGUACUUUAGUUCGGAGCACCAGAAUGUCUGCAGGAGGUAUCGAGGUAUAUCGUGAAACAAAAUCGGCGAGUCAGCGUCCUUACGAUUCACGAUUGCACAUUCCAUGUAUUUACAUACUCGCGAGGUAAUUAGCGGCGAGGAAAGCGAGACGACAGGCGUCGAUGCACCGUCUGUCGUCGCGAUCGAUCGAAAAAAAAAAAUGUCUCGCGGUCGUAACAUAAGGACGGCGCGUGUGACCUCGAAUGUUAAUUUCUCAACUUCCGAGACGUAUUUCCGAGAAGGAAAUGCCUGGCAGAAACUCGAUUCUUGCAUCAGCCGAGUCCGUAUUCGCAUUUAGCCCAAUUACUCCCUCUGCACGUACCCACCUUGCUCGCCAUUCUUCCCUCUCUCUGUUCAUCAUGUUCCCCUCACCCUUUUUCUCUCUUUUUACCUCCCCGCCAGUUCUCUUUCUCUUCUCUCGAUACACUGUAAUCAGCCUUCUAGACAAGACACGACGACUCACGUUAUACUUACACACUUUCAGCCCUGAAUUCUUUCGCGUGCCUUUCCAAUACGAGAGACUGCAUCAAAGUUGCAUCAGCCGAUUCCUCGGUCCAGCUACGCGAUAUUUCCACCUGCAGCCACCUAACGGUUGGCUACUUUUUCUUAUUUCCUUGAUCGAUCUUUUCCAUCUCCUUCCUCGUCCCGUUCGUUUCGAUCGGUUAUGAAAUCAUCGAAACUCCCCAUCCAGGACUCGCUGAUUUCGUAACGCGUCUCCCGACUAUCGCACAAAAAGGCGAAACGACAUUGUUCGGACAAUUACGAGACACGAUACCUGCUGCAGUCUCGAUUUUCAACGGAAUAUUACGCCUGGGUGUAUCGAACUACGUUCGAGGAUCAACCGGGUGCAAGGACGGCCGAUUCUACUGCAACUACAGCCAGUCACCGGCUAUACUUUAUUCGAUCGGUUGACUUAUCAUCGCUUCGGUGUCUUCUGCGCUCGAUCUUCGACAAAGAAGUUAUUAUCGCGCUAUGUUUCGAUAAAGAAGCGGGUACGAUAGGUGAACAAGUUGCAGCUUCAAAGAAGAAGGACGACAAAGAGACGUUUUUUGUAGCUGCGGGACCUUUGGUCGGCUCUUCUCGGAGAGGAGAGGUUCGUGCCGCUAGCCGAAACAACGAAAAGGGACCAAAACGAACGGACAACCGAACCGGAUCGUCGGCGGAGAAGAACGCGAUGAAGAUGAAGAGGAAAGGAGAAUGGCAGAAUGGCGGAGAAGCUCGGACCGUUGGUGAAAAAGAAGAAAAAUGAUUGGAUCGACAGGGAAGAACCAACACCGUCAUAAAAGAAUGAACUACAGGGGAACCCGAGUAUACGAGAGGGAGAGAGAAAAUGAGAACACCAGUGGAAAAACUAUGCGAGGAAUGGGCUCUAGCGAAUAGUCGCGAAUGCGUAGAGGGCAGCGGUUCUGCCGGUACAACGCACGAUGAAUCUGAGGAUGCAUCGGAAGCCAGGUUCACCCUCAAAUAUUUAGGUAGUACCCUCGUCGAAACACCCUCGAGCGAAGAAGCUACGGCUGAAGCCAUCAAAACCGUCAUUACUAUGGCAAAAGCAAGCGGUAAGAAGCUGCAACGGGUCUCUUUAGCUGUGAGUUUAAAGGGUAUUAGAAUGACGGACCUUGCCACGGAAGAAGAUCAGCUUCAAGUGUCUAUAUACAGAAUUUCAUAUUGUUCGGCGGACGCCGCUCACGAUCAUGUGUUCGCAUUUAUCGCAACAAAUUUGAACGAAACUAUGGAGUGCCACGCGUUUCUCUGCCCCAAAAGAAAAAUGGCGCAAACGGUAACGUUAACUGUGGCUCAGGCGUUUAACACGGCUUACGAAGCUUGGCAGCUGUCCCAAGCCGAUCCUAGGAUCCAUCACGCUCAAGAUAAAAGCCCCUCGUUAACUGAUGAUAGGAAUGAAAACAACGAAAAAAAGAAAAACGAAGAAGAGGCAAAAUCCGUAAAUAUAGUUAACGAACAGAAUAAAGACAAUGCUCAGCGGCGUAAUGCGAACGAUACGCCAAAAAAUCUUCUAAUUGAUUUGUCGAAUGAGACUAAAGCAACCGGAAAUUCAUGGGUUUGCUUCGAAGAUGAAGAUGGUAAGAAGAUACAGAAAAAGAGUAACGCUAUUAGCAUUCCCAUGACGACUUUGAGACACAGCACGACGUCUGCGUCGCACCACGUUAUGCCGAAACCAACGACAGGCUUCAAAAUUCAAAAUGCUUGGGGUGAAUCGAGAUCUGUAGACUUGAUGUGCUCGUAGCAGGCGUAGCCUUCGGCCGAUAGCUUCCGAGACGUGCCAUUAAUCACCGAUCUCUGGAAGCAUCUAUCGAAUAACGGCCAACCGAGGAAAAUCAAGCAAUAGACUAAUUACUAUCGUCGAACUCACGAUAUACCAUUAAACAUCAAUGAAUCGACUCGUUGGAAGAAAUAUCUUGCAGCAAAUGCCAUUUCGAGAAAAACAAGAUGCUGGUCGAUCGAUUCCAACGUAACGCUCGGCUGAUUUCUAAACAAAAUUUCCUGUUCUGUUGUGACAAGACUACCGAAUACGCUUACCGAUAUUUUACGAAUAUCACGGAGUCGACGAUUGAAUGGUGAUUUUUGUUGUGGUGAUUUUUCCAUACAUUUUACGUCCUCGGAGAACUAUCGAUAUCGAGCGGUGCUCGACAAAACAAAUAAAUCGACAGAAAGUGGGUUUUGUUUCAUCACCAAGAAAUGGGAGCAAUUUUUGAAACCUUUUUGUAUGAUGCCUGUAUCCGUGCCAAUUCUUUCACACAUAUCGUAUACAAUUUUAUAUUACUGUAUCGUGUGCGUGCGUCUACAGCAAGUUUUACUAUUUUAACACUAUAUGUAUACCAAAACCAUUUAUUUCCGAACGAUUUUGCGUAAAAUCAAAGGAUACUUAAGAGACGACAUCAAAUUGUCCGAUCAUCUAUGACGAAACAAAACGAAUUCCUAUAAUUCUCAUUAGAUAUAAUUGAAUUUUAUUCGUUGUUAAAUAGCUGGGCUAUUUCUUAGUCGGGCGUUUAUAAAUUUGUUUCUACGCGAAAAAUGUAUUUAGAGCGUAUGUUUACGAUUAGGUAGUGACAGAGAACAUACUAAUUAUACGAUAUUAAUAUCGUUUCUUAUGUUGUAAUUUCUAAGAAAGAAAUAUGUUUUGAUAUUAAUUUUUGUCCGUUUUCCCCUUUUUUGUUAAAAGAGAAAUUAGUAGAAAUUAGUUUUAUUUUUUUGAAAUACAUACUGAUAGAUAUUGUCAGUAAGAUGAUCUUAGUCAAGUUUAUGAAAUAAGAGUAAUUUGACAUUAAAAACAUGCAUUGGUACGUAUACUGUGAAAGCAUGUAUCUAUUUAACACGUUCAUCAUCAAAAUUCGUAGAUAAUUUAUGCGGAAUUUACAUUGAGUGUAAAGUAUGUCGCUUGAAGGGUUACUCGCGAUCUCUGAACUACACGUCUAUCUACGAUAACAUAUUUGUGAUUAAUCGCGAAUAUAAUUAAGCGGUCAAGGAGAUGCUUUCAAGAGUUUCAAAUCAGACUUUGAGUUGUUGCAAGUUACAAUCGUUAUCGUAUCGUUAUCAUUAUAUUUUAAAGCUUUUUAAAAGAACUCUUCCUUUUAUCGCAAGAAUAUAAUAUACACCGCAUUGACUUCUUUUUACAAUAUUUGAGCAAUUUUAUAUUUAUGUCACAUGAAAAAUCGUAUUCAUCCCCGGAGAACGAUAGCAUUUAUGACGUACGAUGUUACAUUAUAGGUAUACGAAAGUUUGUUGUCUGAUAGUUGAACGUAGUCGGCUAUUUUCGUAGGAAAUUCGAUAGAUGUAUAGCGCAAAAUGAUAUUAUACAAUCAUUGCUGUUCGUAACAUUCACACUUAUUUGUGAAUCGAUGUUAAAAAUGCCGGCCGAUUUGUAGCUAAACUUUAACGUUCAAACCUUGUCGAGCUUCGUGUUCGAAAACAAGUUAGGAAGCGAUACGUAUUUGUUGUUGGAUUGUUUCGUUGAUUUGUUAAACAAACUAUAGGAGUAAUUGAUAUUUUGUUGGUGAAAAUUGCCAGUAAUUUUGUAUGGUCAUAAUACGAUCGGCGGGGUGCGUUUUUGCAGUUGUGCCACGGUUGUGCAACGUCGCUUAAUAUCACUAAGUGUUUGAAUAUAAUUACACGUUAAAUACACUCAUACAUAUCCA